GAUAUUGUGGUUCCUCAACUCCGCGGCGUAGAUCCGAGGAGUUUUGGAAGAAAGAAAAAAAAAGCUGCAGUCUUUGAAAACCCUAAUUCUCAAAUCUUUCAGAUCUCUCUAUUAACAAAUUUCAAAUCGUUAUCAAGUAGUCAUGGCAGCAGAAGGUUCUCAGUUUGAUGCUCGUCAAUUCGAUGCGAAAAUGACAGAGCUGCUUGGUACUGAACAACAGGAAUUCUUCACAUCAUAUGAUGAGGUUCACGAGAGUUUUGAUGCCAUGGGUUUGCAAGAAAACCUUCUGAGGGGCAUCUAUGCCUAUGGUUUUGAGAAGCCAUCUGCUAUUCAGCAAAGGGGCAUUGUUCCCUUUUGCAAGGGCCUUGAUGUUAUCCAGCAGGCACAAUCUGGUACUGGAAAGACGGCAACUUUCUGCUCUGGAAUUCUCCAGCAGCUUGAUUACAGUUUAGUUGAAUGUCAGUCACUGGUUCUGGCACCAACCCGCGAGCUUGCACAACAGAUUGAGAAGGUUAUGAGAGCACUUGGUGACUAUCUGGGUGUGAAGGUUCAUGCUUGUGUUGGGGGUACCAGUGUCCGUGAGGAUCAGCGUAUCCUUCAGAGUGGUGUUCAUGUCGUGGUUGGUACUCCAGGUCGUGUCUUUGACAUGUUGCGGAGGCAGUCUCUUCGCCCCGAUCACAUCAAGAUGUUUGUUUUGGAUGAAGCUGACGAAAUGCUCUCUAGAGGUUUCAAGGAUCAGAUUUAUGAUAUAUUCCAGCUUUUGCCACCAAAAAUCCAAGUGGGUGUUUUCUCUGCCACUAUGCCACCAGAGGCUCUUGAGAUUACUAGAAAGUUCAUGAACAAGCCCGUGAGAAUUCUUGUGAAGCGUGAUGAGCUCACUCUUGAAGGUAUUAAGCAAUUCUAUGUCAAUGUUGAUAAGGAAGAGUGGAAGCUUGAAACACUUUGUGACCUUUACGAGACCUUGGCCAUCACCCAGAGUGUCAUCUUUGUUAACACUAGGCGAAAGGUUGAUUGGCUCACUGAUAAAAUGCGUAGCCGUGAUCACACAGUAUCUGCAACUCAUGGAGACAUGGAUCAGAACACACGAGAUAUCAUUAUGAGGGAGUUCCGAUCUGGUUCAUCUCGUGUACUUAUCACAACUGAUCUCCUUGCUCGUGGUAUUGAUGUCCAGCAAGUCUCUCUUGUUAUUAACUACGACCUGCCAACACAACCAGAAAACUACCUGCAUCGUAUUGGUCGUAGUGGACGAUUUGGAAGGAAGGGUGUUGCUAUCAACUUCGUCACCAAGGAUGACGAAAGGAUGCUUUUUGACAUUCAGAAGUUUUAUAAUGUCGUAAUUGAGGAGCUCCCAGCCAAUGUUGCUGAUCUCCUUUGAGGGGAUUUUGGUUUUGGUCUUAAUAUAUUUAUUCUUAGGUUUAGUUUCGGUUUGUACUGGACUUGGAAUUGGGAAAUGCUGGUACCAUGAUUUGCCUCAGCACCAGUUACUUUCCUAAUUCAGUUGAACUUCAACAGUCAACUUUUGCAAAUUUUGUUUCGUUUAUUUUAUAUCUUAAAGUGUCCAAAUAACUUUGGAUUUGGUUGUUUGAAUUGUUUAAUUGAGCUAUUUUCCUAUGGAGUAAGCUUUUAGUUGGA
Molecule: messenger RNA, 1632 nt
Organism: Solanum dulcamara
Lineage: Eukaryota; Viridiplantae; Streptophyta; Magnoliopsida; Solanales; Solanaceae
Product: eukaryotic initiation factor 4A-2-like
Exons: 5
Coding region: 143-1375 (410 amino acids)
Biological process (GO): cytoplasmic translational initiation
Cellular component (GO): cytoplasmic stress granule
Molecular function (GO): ATP binding; translation initiation factor activity; RNA helicase activity
Source: RefSeq, a predicted model, not a curated record